UUUUGCACGGAAGCCAGUAGACAUAUUUAGCCAGCGCAUAUGUUUUAAAAAUGUGAAGAUGCGCGGUUAUUAACUGGUCGAUUAGGAAUAACACAAGCCUUAGAGUGAUACUACACACAAGAAAAAUAUGACAUGAGGAUGGAAUGGUCUGAGGAGUCUUGACUGCUCUCUUGGACACCUGGGCAAGCUGUGAUGACACACCUGGACUGUCAGUUUAAUUGUGGCUUUUUUUUUCUUUAUUUAUUUUACCUCAGGGCCAGCCCUAAGCAACCUAUGAAGGCUACAAUUAUACAUUCCACCAAAUAAAUACGCAAGGGCGUAGGUUUGCAUUGGGACAGUAGGGGCAUAUAACACUACAGCACCUGACUGCAAUCAACUGAUUGCACUUGUAAAACACCAGAUUGGUGAAAAAGUGUUGUCAUUUGUCUUGUUGGAAUGAUAUCCUGCACCCAUUGUAGGCUUUUGAUACAGUAAUUUAGAUUGUCUUCCCAUGCGUUGUAAGUAUAGAAUUAACGUUACCAUUAUUAAGUGAAUUAUUUUCAUUAUGUUCAGACUUACAUUUACCCCUUUUCACUUGCUGAAUCUGCCGAUCCAUUUUUUCCCCUCAGACGCACAUUUUAUUGGCUGAUGACUUUAUUCAAUUUAAAAUGUUUUUUUUUUUGGCCUGUCAACAAUAACCCGUUAACAACCAUGAUUAAUCUGGAAAUAUUAACGCAUUAAAAAAAAUAACGCAAUUUACCGCUCACACUAAGUUUGACCACAACUGCCUCCCGUUGUCCCACACGCUGAUGUUUACAUUCUCCGCGCGGCAAUGCAGGACAAAAUGCAGCCACCCACAAUGAGUGAAGAUGAUGACCCAGGACUGCUUCAUGGCAAAUUCCGUUUUAAAAAGCUGCCUAAUGGAAAUCUGGAUAAAACCAAAGUUGUGUGCACAUACUGCUGUAAUGAACUGUCCUUCGAUUGAAGCUCAACCAGCCUAAAGUACCACCUUCAUACCAGCAUAUCUUCGCUAGUGUUAGCAAUGGCGCUAACACUGCGGAAACAAGCCGCAGUCAUCAAGCUACACUGGCAGCGUGCAGACUCGGACAAAAAGACAACAACAAGUGUUUUGGAGCUGUGGUUCAGGGGGGUCCAGAUGGCAGGCAUGAGGGCCCCGGCCUGCACUUGAGUCUGGCUCGAGAGUCCACCGUGGGCUCCCACUUUAACUGGACUUAUUCCACAGGACACGUGCCCAUGAGGUCGUCACCACUGGUCCUGGUCCUCCUGAUCGGUGCCCAGGCUGUACUGAACAUGGGAGGUGGACUGGCCCAGUGUGCCGGGAAUGCCAACCUCAAAGCAGGACAGCAGACAAAAGCCAAUCACCUAUUAGGACAGCAGCGCCAGUCUGCGGUGCUGGCGGGUGACAUUCACAGGACCAGCCACCACAAGACCAAGAGGCGUCACCGGGAACCCUCACAGAUACCUGAUCCCUCCGUGCCAGUGGUGGAUCCCAAACUUUUUUCCAAGAGACGGUACCGUUCCUCACCACGAGUUGUCUUCAGUGAAGUGCCGCCCUCUCAUGACGCCCUGGAGGGCGAGGGCUAUGACACUGAAGGAGUGAGGGGGACUCGGGUGAGGCGCAGAGCAGGGUUGCACACAAUGCACAGAGGAGAGUACUCAGUGUGCGACAGCAUUAACACCUGGGUGGGCAACAUGACCCGGGCAACAGACAUCGCUGGAAAUGAGGUGACCGUGCUGCCCAAUGUCACAAUCAACAACGUGGUGAAGAAGCAAUUCUUCUACGAGACCACCUGCCGGACCCCAACACGAAGGGGCUCGGGAACAGUAAAGGGAGGAAAGGUGGGGGGGCGAGGUGGCAAACAGAGCUCCAAAGCGGGCAAUUUGGGCUGUCUCGGCAUCGAUAGUCGCCACUGGAACUCAUAUUGCACCAACACACACAUAUUUGUGAGCGCCCUCACUAGCUUCAAGGAACGGACAGCUUGGCGUUUUAUCCGCAUUAAUGCAGCAUGCGUGUGCGUACUCAGCAGGAAGUCUUGGGCGGGCCGACUGGGACGCUGAUUGUGAUGGUCGUCCCCCGCCCGCCCAGCUAUUUUCCGAGCCUACAAUAUCUCCCAAACGACCACUACAACUUUAUUGCCAAUACUGUAUUCCUUGUCCCCGCCCCCACACAUACAGUACACACAAAUACUAAUGGGUACAGGGCAUCUUUGUUCCAGCCCCAUGGCGCCCCUGCCCCUCACCCUACCUCAGUCCAAGAAGUCCUGAUAUGGACUACAUGUUAUAUUUAUGUGUUUUACAGUAAAAUAUGAAAUUAUACAGUAUACGUGUGUGUAUGUAUGUAUAAAUACAUACACCCAAAAUGAACACAAGCUUUUAUUGUUGUUUUUGUUGUUGUGUUGUUGUCCUUAAUGUUAUUUAUUCAACACAUCUGUCCUUGCCUGGUUUGUUUUGUCAGUUUUAA
Molecule: messenger RNA, 2461 nt
Organism: Corythoichthys intestinalis (scribbled pipefish)
Lineage: Eukaryota; Metazoa; Chordata; Actinopteri; Syngnathiformes; Syngnathidae
Gene: ngfa
Product: nerve growth factor a (beta polypeptide)
Exons: 3
Coding region: 1234-2058 (274 amino acids)
Biological process (GO): cell surface receptor protein tyrosine kinase signaling pathway; nerve growth factor signaling pathway; neuron projection morphogenesis
Cellular component (GO): synaptic vesicle; dendrite; axon
Molecular function (GO): nerve growth factor receptor binding; growth factor activity
Source: RefSeq, a predicted model, not a curated record